This is a messenger RNA of Lodderomyces theae, 1950 nucleotides long. RefSeq lists its product as uncharacterized. The transcript has a single exon. Gene Ontology annotation, biological process: aldehyde metabolic process. The coding region runs from base 1 to 1950 and encodes 649 amino acids. Gene Ontology annotation, cellular component: cytoplasm. Gene Ontology annotation, molecular function: aldehyde dehydrogenase (NAD+) activity. Lineage: Eukaryota; Fungi; Ascomycota; Pichiomycetes; Serinales; Debaryomycetaceae. The record is from RefSeq and is a predicted model, not a curated record.
AUGAGUAAAUCAACAAAGCUGUCUUCGACAAGGGCAAAUGGGUCAUCUGCCCCCAAUGGAAAAACAACCACUGCUAAAGCUGGUGGAACCGGCGCCGCUGCAACAGCUUCUGGUGCAAAUGGAACCACCAAAACCAACUCCAUUCCUGCUCCGCAAUUGGACCAUGUCGGAUUAAGUUCUCCAGAAUCAUCAGCUUCGUCGCCCAAAUCAGCUGGAGAAGUUCCUUCAUUGGAGCAUAGAAUUUCCAUCAAGAGAUCCAACCAAGAGUCUAACUUGGCUGAUUCUGCUUCUGGUAAAUCAGCCGAUACCACCCAAGCUUCAAGUACUCAGGCAUCAACUGCUCAGACCUCAACUGCUCAAGCUUCCACUGAUAGAUUUGAAUACAAGUACACUGAUUUGUCCGAAAUCCCAGCUGGAGUUAAAAAGGUCACAGAUGGGUUCUUUACCGGUAAGACCCACUCACUUCAAUUCCGUUUAAACCAAUUGAGAAACCUUUAUUUUGCAAUCAAGGAUCACCAACAAGAAAUCUGCGAUGCUUUGGAAUUGGACUUUGCCAGAAACUCAUCCGAGACCAAAAACUAUGAAAUCUCCACUGGUUUGAAUGAAUUGUUGCACACCAUGACCCAAUUGCACAAAUGGGCCAAACCGGAACCUGUUUCAGAUUUGCCAGUCAGUUUGUUGACAAACCCAGUUUACAUUGAGAGAAUUCCACUCGGUGUGGUUUUGGUCAUUUCAGCAUUCAACUAUCCUUUGUUUGUCUCCAUUUCACCCAUUGUGGGAGCCCUCGCUGCUGGAAACGCUGUUGUUUUCAAACCUUCAGAAUUAACACCCAGAUUCUCCAAGUUGUUUGUUGAAUUAUUGACAAAGGCUUUGGACCCUGAAAUCUUUUUCGCGGUCAAUGGUGCAAUUCCAGAGACUACCAGACUUUUGGAACAGAAAUUCGACAAGAUUAUUUACACUGGUAAUGGUAUGGUUGGUAGAAUCAUUGCUAAAAAGGCUGCUGAGAAUUUGACUCCCGUUGUUCUUGAAUUGGGAGGUAAAUCGCCAGCUAUCAUUUUGAACGAUGUCAAGGAUAAGGACUUGGCCACUGUUGCGCGUAGAAUCACGUGGGGUCGUUUUGCCAAUGCUGGACAAACUUGUAUUGGUGUUGAUUAUGUCUUGAUUCCGGAAUCCAAACGUGCCAAGUUUGUUGCUGAAAUUAAAAAGGUUAUUGAGAAUGAACUUUACCCAGGAGUCAACAAGAAUGACAAGAACUUUACUCACAUGAUCCAUGAUCGUGCUUUCAACAGAAUGGUAAAGAUUAUAAAGGAGACGAAGGGAACCGUUGUUACUGGAGGAGACUAUGACCCAGAAUCAAGAUACGUUGCUCCAACUGUGAUUGACAAUGCCUCAUGGACAGACUCAUCAAUGGAGGGAGAGAUUUUUGGUCCUAUCUUGCCAAUCAUUUCCUACACUAAUCUCAACGAUGCUUGUAGAGACAUUGUGAGAAACCACGACACCCCAUUGGCUUCUUACAUCUUUACUGGAGGAUACACAUCAGCCGAAAAGAAUCCACAAAUUGCUGCUGUUAAGAAAUCGGUGCGUUCAGGUGGCUUGAUUGUAAAUGAUGUCUUGAUGCACAUCACUUUACACAGCGCCCCAUUUGGAGGUGUUGGUGAAUCCGGAUACGGCUCUUACCAUGGUAAAUUCUCCUACAGAACAUUCACCCAUGAAAGAACGGUAAUUGAACAACCAUUGAAUAAUGAUUGGAUGUUGGAGGCAAGAUACCCUCCAUUUUCACCUGCCAAGGAUAGGUUGUUGACUGCAGGUAUGGCUUCUUAUGGAGGUAGGGUCUGGUUUGGCGAAACUGGCAAUGUUAGAGUGAAUGGCCCAUCGACUUUCUUCAAAACUUGGACCACAGCUGUUGGAUUGGUGGAGUUAGUUGGUGAGCUUGUUAAAUCUAAGAUCUAA